UGAAGCUUUUCCUAAACAGGAGGAGGGAACAUGGGGAUCGUGAGUGCUAUUACUCGCAGCUGGGGCUAGUAGAGGCCAGUUUAAAUAGUGCUGUGCUGGGAGGAAAGGAAGUAUUUCUCUUUUCAGAAUGCAGUCUGCAGUGGUGCGAGGGUGCUUGGUGCUCAGUAUCUGGCUGAUCUCUGCUGUCCAGGCAGAAAAACGCUUCAAAGAUAUGGCAGAGUUCGGAAGGACUGGCCACAACUACCACAUACGUGGCUGGUCCCCAGACAGCAGCUCUUGGGAUGAGAAGCUUUAUCCUGCCUGGAAAUCUGGGGAUCCCAGAUGGGAGAACUGCUGGAGAGGUGGCAAAGUAGUGGCGCUGUUGACCAGUGACAGUCCUGCACUGAUAGGGUCAAAUGUUAAAUUUGCUGUGACUCUGCAGUUUCCCAGAUGUCAAAAAGAGAAUGAAGAUGGGGCUAUAGUUUAUGAACGAGGGUGUGGAAAUGUUACCUUUAGUGAUCAGGAUCAGUAUGUCUAUAACUGGACCAAAUGGAUACCCUUCUGUAAUGAAGGAAACUGCAGUUUUCCCAACAAGUUUCCAGAUGGAAGACCAUUCCCUCACCACCAUGAGUGGAGGCGCCAUAACUUCAUCUAUGUUUUCCAAACACUGGGUCAAUACUAUCAGACAACUGGAAAAUCUACGGCUGUACUCUCAAUUAAUAAUCAAAUUCCAUUCUAUGUGAACAUAUCCCAGGAACAUGACAAGAAUUCCUCUGACCACAUCUUCAUCAAAGAUUCUCCAAUUGCAUUUGAUGUUAAAAUUCAUGACCCAAGUCACUACCUCAUGACAUCUACAUUUUCUUUCAACUGGAGCUAUGGUGAUGGCAGUGGAUCCUUUGUUUCCAAUAACUCGGUCUCCACUCAUACUUACACCUUGUCUGGAUACUUCAGCUUGAACCUAACCAUCAAAGCUGCCAUUCCAGGACCCUGUAAACCAGUUACACCUACUCCCCUUCCUACAACACAGGCACCAACUACUCAGUUGCCAACAACCACCAUGCCUCAUACCACUGCAAAUACAACCGGAAACUCUGCUGAAUUGCCACCCUUUGAAACGGAAACCUUUCCACUAACUACAGAAGAAGAUAAUGCUACUACCAAUGCUAUCCCUACUACCCAUACUAUCGCCCCAACCUAUACAACUACAGUGCCCACUACCCCUGUUCCUGGAUGCUUUAACUACAGAUAUGGCUACUACAACACCAAAAUUACAGUUACAGAUGGCAUCUUAAGUGUGAAUAUUAUUGAAAUGAACACUAUCAAAGUGUCCUCCCAAGCUGAAAACGCUUUAAUUGAUUUUGUGGUGUCUUGUGAAGGCAGCUUGCCUACAGAUGCUUGCACAAUUGUUUCAGAUGCUUCUUGCAUGAUUCCUCAGAACAUGGUAUGUGAUGAGGUCCCAGCUUCAGACCAGUGUCUACUGACCCUACGAAGAACAUUUGCAGAGCCAGGAUCAUACUGUGUCAAUAUUACACUAAGUGAUGAUGCAAGUCUAGCUCUUGCUAGUACCCUGGUCUUUGUAGAUGGUGGCUCCGGAACAAAGACUAUCGGUUGUCUUUAG
This is a messenger RNA of Nanorana parkeri, 1597 nucleotides long. RefSeq names its product protein QNR-71-like. The record is from RefSeq and is a predicted model, not a curated record. Gene Ontology annotation, biological process: cell adhesion. Bases 128 to 1597 code for a protein of 489 amino acids. NCBI's taxonomy places the organism in Eukaryota, Metazoa, Chordata, Amphibia, Anura, Dicroglossidae. Gene Ontology annotation, molecular function: integrin binding. The transcript is spliced from 10 exons.